This is a messenger RNA of Lates calcarifer (barramundi perch), 1591 nucleotides long. RefSeq names its product enoyl CoA hydratase domain containing 3 (gene echdc3). Gene Ontology annotation, cellular component: mitochondrion. Gene Ontology annotation, molecular function: hydro-lyase activity. The transcript is spliced from 6 exons. Lineage: Eukaryota; Metazoa; Chordata; Actinopteri; Centropomidae. Bases 53 to 946 code for a protein of 297 amino acids. The record is from RefSeq and is a predicted model, not a curated record.
CGGCGUCGUACCCGGAAGUGAGAGCGCAAAGGUGAAGCGGUGAGCGACGGACAUGGCUCGUAGUUUACUGUCCAGAGCUGCCGGUGUGUUUCAGCUCAGCAGGACAACAACGCUGCUGACUGGGACUCGUUUUUACGCUCACAGCACAGAACCGGAGCCGCUGACACUGAGACAACAAAACAACGGAAUAAGGAGAAUAAUAUUAAACAAUCCCAAGAAAAGGAAUGCUCUGUCUUUGUCCAUGCUGGAAUCCCUCAGAGAGAACAUCCUGACUGAUGUAGACAGUGAAGAUCUCAGAGUUAUUAUCAUAUCAGCCAAAGGCCCAGUGUUUUCCUCUGGACAUGACCUGAAGGAGCUGACAUCAGCUCAGGGCAGAGAUUAUCACACAAAAGUGUUUCACACCUGUGCAGAGGUAAUGACUCUAAUACAAGACAUACCUGUUCCAGUGGUUGCCAUGGUGAAUGGUGUUGCCACAGCGGCUGGUUGCCAGCUUGUUGCCAGCUGCGACAUUGCUGUGGUGACGGAGAAGUCCACCUUUGCCACUCCGGGUGUCAACGUUGGUCUGUUCUGCUCGACGCCAGCAGUGGCCAUUGGCAGAGCUGUGCCGAGGAAGGUUGCCAUGGAGAUGCUGUUCACAGGAAGUCCCAUCUCAGCCCAUGAUGCUCUGCUGCAUGGUCUGGUCAGUAAGGUGGUUCCAGAGGAGCGACUGGAGGAGGAGACGUUGGCUAUCGCCCAGCGGGUGUGUCAGGCUAGCCGACUUGUUGUAGCCCUUGGUAAAGCUACUUUCCAAAGACAAAUGGCUCAAGGCAGAGAUGCUGCUUAUGCCACCGCCUCCAAGGUGAUGGUCGACAACCUGGCUCUGACAGACGGACAGGAAGGGAUCCGGGCCUUCAUAGAGAAACGCAAACCAGUGUGGAGCCAUAAAGUAGAAAAAGCCCAUGACUGAUGGAUUGUUGGAGAGAUUUAUCACAGGAGAUCACUGCAAUGAUCAAAUUAUUAUCAUGACUGGUACACGUUUUUCAGUCACUGGUGUGGAAUAAUUGGCACCACUCCCAAGUCCAUGAUUGGGCUGUUAAAAUGUAAAUGAAGUUUGACUUGUUGACUUCAUCUUCCCUGAGGAUUUCCUCAUUGUUGCUGAGACUUAAGACAAGUAGCUAAACCACUGUGUGCCUUAAAAGCUGCAGCAUGGAGAUGAGAAGGAAAUAUGCUGUUAAUGUCAGGGGGACUCAAGAUGGCUAAUGACAUGACAGACUCAAUGCUAAAGAAUGCUGCUCAAUGUACAGUAUUUGUAUAAUGUUAAAUGCAAUUAAUAGGCUUACAAAUUGCUAGGAGGUACUUGGAUGUAUCAUUUUCUGCAUAGACAGUGUUAAUUGUAACUAUCAUUUUGAGCUUUUCCAAGGCCUGGAUGGACAUGAAAAUCCUCUGGUUGACUCUUCAGAACAAAAAUUCUUUGAUAAAAUGUCAAAGGUACAAGUGUUUGUACUUAAAAAAGAAAGAAGAGAUGUUAACUUCAACUAUCAAAGUGCAUGAAACAUCUGACCAUCAAGCUUAAAAUAAUAGAGAAUUUAAUAAAAUAUUCAUCAGUUUAAAA